Messenger RNA from Alosa sapidissima (American shad), 4226 nucleotides. It is a transcript of the gene abhd13, whose product is annotated as abhydrolase domain containing 13. Gene Ontology annotation, molecular function: palmitoyl-(protein) hydrolase activity. NCBI's taxonomy places the organism in Eukaryota, Metazoa, Chordata, Actinopteri, Clupeiformes, Clupeidae. The transcript has 2 exons. The record is from RefSeq and is a predicted model, not a curated record. Bases 330 to 1358 code for a protein of 342 amino acids. Gene Ontology annotation, cellular component: membrane.
CAAGAAGACUGCUCAAGAUAGAAUGCAUCUGCGGAACCUGUCCGGAAUUUCGAAAUUGUGACACCGAUAAAAGAAGUCGGUGGAAGUGUUGGCUGGGUUUUAUCACCCAUAUUAUUUUAGGCGCACUUUGCUGUCUAUGGGUUGACCCUAACAGCUUCUACGCUUAACGUUAUUUACCAUAGUCAUAUUCCUCGCUGACGGUGCACAGCUCAAAAAUGGACGAAAGAAUUGGUGACUGAGUAAGAGGAGACACAUAAGCCCUCCUCUGUCUCCACCCUGUGACACCCCACCCCACUCCUGGACUGCUCCAUCCCUUCCCGGAGGCCACGAUGGAGAAGCCGUGGAGGUUGUGGGGGCCUCUGGGCCGCUGCAUGCUGGCCACGGGCUCAUGGCUGUGGGGCGCAUGCCGCAUCUCGUUAUUGGCGCUCAUUCUGACCUUCCACCUGUACGGCGGCUACCUGCUGCUGGGGCUCAUCCUGUGCUCGGUGGCCGGCAUCCUCUAUAAGUUCCAGGACGUGCUGCUCUACUUCCCCGACCAGCCGUCAUCGUCGCGCCUCUACGUGCCUGUGCCAACGGGCAUCCCGCACGAGAGCGUAUUCGUUCGCGCCAAGGACGGCGUGCGCCUCAGCCUCAUCCUGCUCCGCUACACCGGUGACCCAGGGGUCACAGACCCCACGGCGCCCGCCCCGACCAUCCUCUAUUUCCACGGCAACGCGGGCAACAUCGGGCACCGCGUGCCGAACGCGCUGCUCAUGCUGGUCAACCUGAAGUCGCACGUGGUGUUGCUGGACUACCGCGGCUAUGGCAAGAGCGAGGGCGAGCCCAGCGAGGAGGGCCUGUGGCUGGACGCCGAGGCAGCACUGGACUUCGUCAUGACGCGGCCCGAGGUGGACAAGACCAAGGUGGUGCUGUUCGGCCGCUCGCUAGGGGGCGCCGUGGCCAUCCGGCUGGCGGCGGCCAAUCCGCACCGCGUGGCGGCGCUGAUCGUGGAGAACACCUUCCUGAGCAUCCCUCACAUGGCCGCCACGCUCUUCUCCUUCCUGCCCGUGCGCCACCUGCCCCUCUGGUGCUACCGCAACCAGUUCCUGUCGUACCGGCAGGUGGCGCAGUGCCGCAUGCCCUCACUCUUUGUCUCGGGCUUGUCGGACCAGCUCAUCCCGCCCGUCAUGAUGAAACAGCUGUACGAGCUCUCGCCCGCGCGGACUAAGCGGCUGGGCAUCUUCCCCGAGGGCACGCACAACGACACGUGGCAGUGCCAGGGCUACUUUGCCGCCCUCGAGCAGUUCAUGAAGGAGCUGCUUAAGAGCCAUGCCCAGGAGGAGACAGCGCAGGGCUCGGCCAGUGUCACCAUCAUCUGAGGGAGGGAGGGAGGGAGGGUCGCAGCAAAGACACCUCUUAGACCUCCUCCAUGGGGUUGCCAUUAUCUUUGCGCAACACAUCCAUCAUUUGGUUCUAAAUCAGAAUGUACACUUCUUUUCUAUCCUUUUCAACUUGUUUGUUUUCGUUUUCUUUUUCCACUGGACAAACCUCACUGACUUACGCCAAUGUAACCAGACACAGCGAUGGUAGGACCGGCACGUGUGUGGAGACAUGGGAGUAGAAAUGUAAAAAAAAUGUUCAGAGUGAGACAUUUUUUCUCCCCCUAAAGCUACAGUGAAUGCAUGAGAAAAAAUAUCAAUUAUGACCGUACCUAUCUGACAGUGUAUUUAUGUUUGCCUAAUAUAUACAUCUGACUGAAGCUGGUCAGUGAAGUUAUAUGAAAUGUAUUGAUCCAUUGAAUUACUAUUUUGACGUACAGGGGAGGAAGGCUACCUAAUUACAAAAUCGUGAUGUUCGAUUUGUGGUGUGAAUUGGAGUGUGCGCGUGUGCACUGUCAAACUCUUUUAACUAAAGAAAUUAAAAGAAUAAUGAUUAUUUGAAAUUCUGAUUCAUGAUCUAAGUGCAUAAUAUCCAAGCCUUCGGGUCGAAGCAUUUAACAUCCCUUUUGCAAAUGGAUUAAUAGACAAGACAGGCUAUCUUUUGAAAUUAAACCAAGUGUUGAGAAAUACAUUUUCAGAAUGCAGUGUUAUUCUGUAGUAGCAGACUUCUCAAACAACGCAGUGGGGUGUAGAGAUUGAGCUGAAGUGGCGGUGAUCCUCGGCUACAACCUAUUAUUAUUUUGGAAAUAAAGUAUGUUUGUGAAAAGACCAAAAAUUCUUUGCACACAUUUGGUCCAGUAAGUAUUUUAUGUUGUUUUAAUGGAUGCAGACCCCUUUGGAAACCCUCACAGAAUGAAUGCCCCAGUCUCCCUGACUUGCCAUUCAAAAUAUAUGCUGCAUUACGACAAAAGUCCAACCUGUUUACCAGUUCGUCCGGAUGUAAAUAACCAUAUUACACCAUCAACUGUGCUGCUUAUCAUCGUACUCUUUUUCCCUGAUCUUUUCCUGAUUUUGGAUAUUAUAGAGUUGGGCAUGUACAAAAAAACGUCUAAAUGUUUGAGAGUUUGCCUGUUUGAGUCGUAUUUAUAGGUUUUUGGGUAGGUCGAUGCAGACACUAGGAACUGUGUGCCCCUAUAUUCAGACAGACUUUUAAAAAAAAAUCGUUUUGUGGCGUGCAAGAACAGCAAAGUGGUCCUAAGCUUGUCUUCCAGAGGGCUUUGGCAGCCGUACUAGCAGAACAUGGGCAUGAGGGAGGUACCACCACUGCCUAAGAGGCAUUCAGGGUAUGAGGGACGUAGCCUACUACCACUGCCCAGGAGGCACAAAGCCAUUACAGUUCCUGGUCUGCACUGUCCUGAGCAGAUUUCUUGUGAUUUUGUUUUUCUCCCUUUCUUAACAUGACUGUGCUCUCAACAGACUUGGCUCUGUGUUGGUUUGGUUCUGAUGUACAAAAGUAAGCUAUGAUAAGUUUCAUAAAAAUUAUUUUCAAAUCGUUUUUCAUUUUUCAUAUGGUGUCAAAUUGUAAAGUGAUACAAAGUAGGGGUUUGUAAAGCAUGGAUUAACAUGUUUUUUUUUUUUUUUCUUUUUUGCCUUACAUUAACAACUCUUUCAUUUGGCUUAUUGAGCACUUUCUCUGAGUGUCCUAUGUGUAUCUGUGUGACUGUCUGUCUGUAUGUAUGUAUGUAUGUGUGUGUGUAUGGGGGUCGCUGGCAGUGUGUGUGCACGCAUAUGUAUGUGUUUGUAUGUGAAGGUGUUCCUGUUUGUGAUGAGUCCUGAUUGGAGCCUGGAAUUUGUAAGAGACAUACUGAUAUUUUCUUAUGUGUUGAUUUUGAUUGCAAAUGCAGUGUAGAUACAUUAUCAUUAGAUUGGAUGAAUGUCAUUUAAGUAUGACUCUUAAAGUCCAUUACAUAUAUACACUUUAUUUUAAGUUAAAUGUUCUUGGUAUAUAUUUUCUUGACCUUGAUGUAAUUUAGAACCAUACUGGUUAACCUUAAAUCUUUUCCAUUGAAACUCGGCAUCAGAUCAACUAGAGAAAAGGCGAUUAGCAUGGUCCUAUUCCAUUAUAACCACUUGACCUUACAUGGUGCGAGCUAAAGUGUCCAGUGUCUGCCCAAGGCCUUGUGCGAGAGGUCACUCAGAGACCACAACUAGGUGAUUUUUUUUGCUCCCAUUAAUGUGUGUGCAGUGUAACUUGAAAUGACUAGUGAGAGAUUACGAAACAGGCCAUUCUCAGAAUGCCAGUGGUUGCCUCUUUCUGUGAGUUCUGUGAGACUGGGCUCCAGGAGCUUUGACGUGGAUGUGAUUUAAUUGUCCGAGAUUGUGAGCCCCCUCUGCUGCAUGUCCUUGGACUGAUCUACUGGGCUUUGUUUCAGUUCCCAUGGACCUUCACACACAGCACACACACAUAAUACACACGCACAUACACCAUCCAUUAUCUUGGUCUUGUUAAUAGCAUGUCUUUGUUUUAGUUCCUUGAUUAUUUGGUGCAAUUAUUAUUUGUUAUUAUUAUUUGUUUGUGUUAUGAUGACUGGAAGUUUUAUGUAUGGUAACAACAUAUUAGUUACCAUAGCCAAUGCUUCAUCGUGACUAGGAUUUGUUGACAGCAUUUUGCCUUUGGCAAGUUUCGUUCAAUGUCUAUUUGAAAAGCUUGGUUGUGUUUGUUCUCCUCAUGCUUGUAAUGAUCAACAGCACAUGUAUUAGCAGGAUGUGUAUAUUUUCUCAUUUCAUUUGAUUCUUUUCUGUGCACUCCGUCACAUUUUCUGUUACUUGUACAGUUACAGUACAUGCAAUAAAGACAUGUAAAUCUAA